CACCGAGGUAAGGUUAUCGAAAGUCAAAUAUUCUCAACACUGGACAUUUCAGAGACCCCAAUGCUUCAGAAGUUCUUUCCAACAAAUAAUCCAGUUCAGUACCACAGACUACUAUUACUUCUUGUCUAAAUAAUCAUGACGGAGGGUCUUGCAGAGUUCAUUGUCUCAGGCAUCUCAAAGCCUUGCCAGACUUGGUACAAAGUAGUCGGCGACCUCACGACGUCUCAAGUACCUCUGAUCGUAUUGCAUGGAGGACCAGGAGCUUGUCACGGUUAUCUGCUUCCAUUGGAAGAUCUUACGCCAUCUAUUCCUCUCAUUUUCUACGACCAGAUUGGCAAUGGACUAUCAACUCAUUUGCCAGAGAAAGCUGGCGAUGAAGCAUUCUGGAGUGUCAAACUAUUUGAGGACGAGGUCGAUAAUCUUAUCAGUCAUUUAGGAUUAAAGGAUCGAUUAAUUGAUGUCUUCGGCCAUUCAUGGGGUGGAAUGCUCGCAGCUGCAUGGGCAUCUGAUCCAGCAAGAUCGGAGAACAUUCGUCGAUUAGUCAUCGCAAGUAGUCUGGCUAGUAUGGAGGUGUGGAAGAUUGGCCUUGAUUCACUCAGGAAGCAACUUCCGUUGGAGAUUCAGAAGGUCUUGGAUCGUGGAGAUGAUAGUAAGGAUUAUGAGAGCCCGGAGUAUGAAGCUGCUUUGGAAGUCUUCUACAAGCGACAUCUGAGCCUCACGAGACCAUGGCCAGCUCCUGAAGUUCAGGCUGCCUUCAACUGGUUUGCAAAAGAUGCGACGACGUAUGGUACUAUGUAUGGUCCUUGCGAGCUAGUCCCCGCCGGAAAUCUUCGUAACUGGACGUCGAUUCCAAAUUUGAGCAAGAUCAAGGCACAGACACUUCUCAUGAAUGGAGCAGAAGACGAGGCACAGGACGUCGCAAUGCAACCAUUUUUUGAUCACAUCAAAACGGCUAAAUGGAUUGUCUUGGAUAAUGCGGCACACUUUUGUCACGUUGAUCAACGAGAAAAGUUCAUGAAGCAUUUGAGAAACUUUCUCGUAGACGAAUAGAAGCAGAUCUGGUUGUAGAUCUGUUUGAUUAGUGGAGGUCUAAAUGAGAGGAUGAUUUGGUCUUCUCUGCAAUUCAUCGUUGUCUCCUACACACACAGUGCACAACCCUUCCACAUAGCCUUGUUGCGUAGGUCAAAUCGAUUUUUCUACCGGUACAUGAUGUUUUUGUGCAAAUUUCUCCGGUCAAAAUUAGGUCUGAAGUAACCAAUUGCCGUCGAGAAGAUGGUUUAUACAACCCAUUUGGUCAUUCAUUGAUGAAGAACCUAGGUACACAAUCAGUUAGACAUAGCUAGAUGGUACCUUCCAAUUGCCGCUCACCCACGCUUGUUGCUAAUUAAUAAUCCACGCUCAACUAUUUUUCGAAGGAUAAUGUGAAAGAGAAUUACGUUAAUUUUGCC
Molecule: messenger RNA, 1448 nt
Organism: Botrytis deweyae
Lineage: Eukaryota; Fungi; Ascomycota; Leotiomycetes; Helotiales; Sclerotiniaceae
Exons: 2
Coding region: 136-1050 (304 amino acids)
Biological process (GO): proteolysis
Molecular function (GO): peptidase activity
Source: RefSeq, a predicted model, not a curated record